UGAAAGGAAAAAUUUCUUCUUGGUUGAACAAAAACUUUGACAUUCGAUAUAAGUGUCGAAGAAUCAUAACAGGAAGAGAGAAAAGAACAAGAUGAAGGAAGAAAGGACUCCACAAUCUUCAGAAGGAGAUCCUUGUGGCUCCUGGAGCCCCUUGAGAUUCUGGAGUCCCCAGAAUCUCUUUUCCGGAGUUCCCGGAUCCUCUGCGUCCUGUGGCUGAUCCUACAACUAACCUUACGUCGCGCGCCUUCACUCUGCCUAUACAAAGUUAAUCAUGUCUUUGAAUAUCUUUGAAUAUUUAUUUGAUUCCGCCAUGGUGCUACUUGUGAUCAGGAUACUGACUUGCUUAGUAGCGCUGCGAUGCAGGACAUACUUUGAUCAUUUUGGACCGAUUCCCGACAUCGGAUAUAUUGUUAAUACUGGACCGACUCUGGAUACCGGGUACGACCGUGUUGGUGCUGGACCGUCUCCCGAUCUCGGAUUACCUCUCAUACAGGGAGCCAAACGCGAGCUUGUUGUUGGCGUCUGUGAGCCGAUCUGUUCUAUUGUUGCGGUCGUCUCUGGAAUUGCUUUCGUGGCUGGACUCGCUUAUGCUGCCUGGAAGAAUCACCGACGUCAUAAGGAGACAUACUACACUGACACGGAAGUCUUGAAUCCCGAGGAGGAAAUCGUGAAUCACGAGGAGGAAGUCGAGGAUCUCAAGGCGGAAGUAGAGGAUCUCAAGGAGGAAGUGGCAGAUCUCCAGGACGAAGUGGCAGAUCUCCAGGAGGAAGUUGCAGAUUUCGAGGAGGAAGUGGCAGAUCUCGAGGACGAAGUCGAGCAUCUGGAAGACGAAGUCUUGGAUCUAGAGGACAAAGUCUUGGAUCUAGAGGACGAAGUCUUUGAUCUCAAGGAGGAAGUCUCGGAUCUCAAGGAGGAAAUCGUGGAUCUCGAGGACCAACUCGCGGAUCUCACGGAGGAACUCUUGACCAAAAUGGCUGACGAGGAAAAGCUGAAGGAAGAGAACCAACGUUUGCGAGAGGGGUUAAAAGAUGCCGCCGGAGCCAUUGAACGUCUUGAAAGGCUUCUGAAGGACAAACCUGAAGGAGCUGUAAACGUCGUCAUACAGAUGAAUGGCAAGGAUGUUCACAUCGAAGAUCUGUUGGCGGAGAACGAGAAAGCAAAAGAAGAUUGCAAACGUUUGGAAGACAAAUUAAGAGAAGCAGCCAACAACAUGUACGAUAUGGAAAGUCUUUUAAAAGAAAAAGAAGACGAAAAGCUUGAGAUGAUAAAUCUCUAUGAUGAUCGCAUCCAGGAUCUGUUGGCAGAGAACGAGAAAGUGAAAGAAGAUUGCAGACGUUUAGAUGAGAAAUUAAGAAAUACAGCCAACAACAUGGAGGAAAUGGAAAGUCGUUUGAAAGAAAAAGGAGAUGAAAAGAUAGAGUUGGUAAAUCUCCAUGAUGAACAGAUCCAAGGAUUGUUGACUGAGAAGGCUAAGAUGAAAGAGGAUCGUGAGGAUAUGAAACGGCGUUUACAAGAAAAGGAAACUGUGAAGUCCACUUUAAUCCAUUGGCAUGAAAUAGUGGUGGAGCGCCAAACAGCUCUUAUCCAAAACUUGAUGGCCAAUGAGAAGAAACUUAAAAACGAACAUGAGCUUCUGGAAGAAAAGCUAAGAGAGGCACUCAGUAAAUUGGAGAAUAAGGAAAGGCAGUUAGAAAAAAAUGAAGAUGAAAAAAAUAAGUUGGAGAGUGAGCAUUUCAAUCAGAUGGAGCUCAUGGAUGCUCAGAUCCAAGAAUUGUUGGCUAAGGUAUGGAAAAUGAAGCUCGAAAAUGAGCAUUUGGAAGAAAGGUUAGAAGAACUCCUAAUAAAGACUGAGAACAGCAAUAGUCAGAUCCAAGAUUUGUUGGGAAAGUUAGAUGGAAAGGAAUGCGAAAUAGAAGAGUUAAAAAAUACUUUUGCCAACAUAAUAGAGAACAUGAACCUUCAGAUCCACGAAGCUCAUAAUAACCUGGAGGAAUUGGAGAGGGCCUUGAAGAUAGAAGAAGAGGAGAAAACGCACAUCACAAAUCUCUAUGAGAAAAUGACUGAGAGCAGGGACCGUCAGGUCAGAGAUUUGUUGGCUAAGGAGGAGGAACUAAAGGAGGAGCGAGAGAUUUUGAGAGAACAAUUAGGCGAAACAUUAAGUUGUGUUGCAGAUAUAGAAAAGUUAUUGGAUGAGGAACAGGAUACGAUAAAAGAAAAGGAGAGGCAGAUUGAGAAGCUUCAUCAACAGGAGCAAGAACUGCGAGAAAAGCUGCAGAAGAAGGAGAGCGAACACGAGGCGUCGUCCGUCCGAGAAAAUGAGCUGGAAAUUCUCCUCAAUAGGGAGACAGAACUAUUGAAAGAUAAGGAAAAGGAAAUAAUUCUCUUGAGAAUAAGUAUUCAGGAUAUAUUACAAGAGAAGGAGCAAGAACGAGAGAGCCUGCAAGAGCAGAAUGACCACUUGCAAGAAGAGGUGAUGCAACUGCAGAACAGUCUGGUAAUUGCUGCGUGCAAUGAAGAAACACUGAAAAGCGAGUUGAACUGUGCAAAAGGACAGCUCCACCACUUGCAAAAAACUGAGAGCCAGAAUCUACAAAAAUACCAGAAGUUAACAAAUGAAUGUGAACUAUUACAGAAGACGUGUAGAAAGUUAGAAGAAAGGAAUGAAAAGGUAGAAAAAUGUGCCAGGGAACAAAAAAUGAUGCAGGAAGAAGCCUUAAGAAUGCAAGAUAAAUACAUGUUGAUGGGACUUCUCAACAAUAUUGCUCGAAGGGAUUUCAAGUUACAACGCAUUUUGAGGGAGGAGCAAGAAAACACAGGAAAAGGAGGAGAAAAACCAGAUAUUGGACGCCAAGACUGUGGCCAGGAAACUAACCAGGAGUUCUGCUGUGCCCAGAAUGACAAUAGAGGAUAUUUAAAAAAGCAAUGGUUGGAUGUAACCGACAUUGUAGAGGACAUUCUGCACAGAGAUGAAAAGUCUCCCGACAAAAUGGCUCAAAAUUCUGGUAAAAACCAGGAGUGAGGGAUGGAAAGAUAUGAAGAACCUGAUUCUGAGGCACCAAUGCAUGAGUGCUCCUGAUCUGGAGACCAGGAAUUUGUGGCACAAUGAAGAGGUUCAUGCUUCUGAGGCAGCACGAGGAUAAAAGAAUGCUCCUGAUCCAGAGGA
Macrobrachium nipponense is the source of this 3163-nucleotide messenger RNA. RefSeq names its product putative leucine-rich repeat-containing protein DDB_G0290503. Lineage: Eukaryota; Metazoa; Arthropoda; Malacostraca; Decapoda; Palaemonidae. Gene Ontology annotation, biological process: actomyosin structure organization; peptidyl-threonine phosphorylation. Gene Ontology annotation, cellular component: cytoskeleton; cytoplasm. Gene Ontology annotation, molecular function: protein serine/threonine kinase activity. The transcript has a single exon. The record is from RefSeq and is a predicted model, not a curated record. Bases 272 to 3019 code for a protein of 915 amino acids.